Molecule: messenger RNA, 2278 nt
Organism: Metopolophium dirhodum (rose-grain aphid)
Lineage: Eukaryota; Metazoa; Arthropoda; Insecta; Hemiptera; Aphididae
Product: astakine-like
Exons: 3
Coding region: 352-768 (138 amino acids)
Source: RefSeq, a predicted model, not a curated record
GGCCCGGCCAAUUGUCGCGGAACCGUUGUCGUACCUAUACUGCAACCGUGGUAUCAUAUUAUAACUGUUGUGUGUUUGUUUUGCGCGUAACCGGUUUACCCGUUCGAGUCCCGUACCAGAGAUCGAUAAAAGGCCGUUUGUUUUUUUUUUCUCCAUAUAUACUGUACACUUUGGAUUUAAUCCGAUUUCCCGCGGCGUUUACGAUCGAUUAUCAUAAUAAUUACACGUCCGAAAACCACCACUGCCGCGAAUCCACGUCAGAUCAACAUCGCGACGAAUUUCCUUAACCUGUCUACGUCGUCGCACCGUUGCCCCCCUAACUGAUUUUGAAUACAGAAUACCGAAGUCAAAAUGAAUAACAACAAUAUGGGAAAAUUAUCUUUGGUAGCAGUUACGAUUUUGGUGGCUACUGUGGCCGCAUAUCCAAGCAAACCGUCUUUCCUCGGGUGCCAGAGCUCAGAAGACUGCGGCAUGGACGAAUGUUGCGUUUUAGGUAUGAUGCGAUACAGCGUGCCCACUUGCAGGCCGCUGGGCGAAGAGGGCGAUACGUGCAGACCGCACUCUGGCGACGUCCAACCCCAGAACAUCACCGUCACCUACCCCGACGGAUCGUCUGCCGAUCUGUACGUGCACACGAUGCUGUGUCCGUGUGCUUCUGGACUUGAGUGCUCGGAUGGUAUGUCGUGCACAGGGCUGGACGGGGCUGGCAAGCUGAUGUUGCGCGAGGACUACACGGACGUGGAUGACCUCAACCACCUGCGACGAUAAGCACAGCCACAUGGCGAUAUCCCCGUCGCUUAUCUAUUAUUAUUUUAUUAUUAUUAUUAUUAUUAUUAUUAAUUAUUAUUUCAUUGCUAUAUUAUUGUUUUCACCACUGGUGGAACACCAAAUACGAUUACUGUAAUAAUAUCACUGUUAUAAUUUAUACGUGCCCACUAUUUUUAUAAUACCACAUCUAAUAUUAUAUUAUUAUAAUACACGACUACACGAGUCCUAGGUAUACUAUACUGCAGUGCAAUUGACACGUAUAGGUACACACUCCGCUGCAGAUCGUCCGACAAAUCGUUUGGAAAAGUUCCAUCCAGAUUUUUACUUUCAAUAUUUACCGAGUUAAUCAUAUUAUUUGUCAUCAUUUUUCUGAUACACUUAUUUAUAUCCACCUUAGCUUUUAAAAAUUUUCAUUUUGAUUUUGUAAGAAAAAUAACAUUAACAGAAGCUCUAAGAAAACGAUUUUUUAAUUUCAGUUUAAAAAUGAAUGUUAAAAUAAGUCUUAUGUGUGGGUCUUGUCUUAUGACUCAAAACCGAUCCGGUCGGGGGAGGGCAUAACGGUCAUGUCCACCAUGGUCGGUAUUUCUUUACCUACACAACUCCUCCGAAUGAGAGGAUUGCACGGCUAUAAUUUAGCCUCGUGGCAUAAUUCAUAAACAUUAUUAUAAUAAUUAUCAUUAUAUUAAUAUUAUGUUUUCCAAUCGUUUUCAUUAAACAUAUCAUCACUCCAAGAGUUGGUAUCGAUUGAAAUUCACUUUGCGUGUACCUACAAUACUUUAAACGCUAACAUGCUCAAACGAAUCGUAAAAAAUCUCCCGCAGUAUCGAUACCAUAAUGAUAUUUAUUACUACAGGCUAUAAUAAUAUUAUUGUUGUAAUAGUGUUGCGCCACGUGUAACCGGAAGCGGUAAUCGUAAUAUAUCGUAAUUACAAUAUUAUAUACGUGUGCGCACUUCAACGCGUAUUUAGACGAUAGAACGAUACAAUAAUAGUAUAAUAUUAUAUACAUAAUUAUACGUGUCACGUGAACACUAAACGUGCGGUAGAACCCGUCACCGUAUACGGUGGCACGUUUUGAUAAUUGGACGGGUGCGUCAAACGACAAAUUCAUAUAAACAAUAUCAUAUUAUUUAUAAUAUUAUAUCAUCGUAUAGGUAUCCCAUAUUAUAAUAGGUACGCGUAAAAAAAAAAAAAUAAUAAAUUGUACACCAUUUCACCAACACGACGCGCGCAUAACAUUAUUAUCAUAUUGUAGUUUUUCCGUAAUGGGAUCAUAUUAUUAUUAUUGAUAAUAUGAUUCCAGUCGCGUUUACCUGUAAUUUGUAGUGCCAUGAACGUAUUCCGCUGAUGUGCGCACACCUAUAAGUCUAUAGCAAUAGAAGUAUACGGUGUAGUAGGUAUAUAUUUUAUAAUUAAUGUUACAGUGUUUAAAGCAUAAUAUUAUUGUCGUGCGCCCGAUCGGCGUACAACACACGCACUGCAGAAAUGCAUGCAGUCGCAUCAUUGUCGGU